Molecule: messenger RNA, 15368 nt
Organism: Ceutorhynchus assimilis (cabbage seed weevil)
Lineage: Eukaryota; Metazoa; Arthropoda; Insecta; Coleoptera; Curculionidae
Source: the annotation of a GenBank genome assembly
GGAAAGCUAAAAAUAAUUUAAUUAUUAACGGCUACAUGUGAAAUUAAAUUUUACAAAAGGCUUGCUUGAAGUUACAGUUUUAGAUGAGAGUCUGUUCGUCAUAUAUGGUUUAGGUAUAAUUUUUCUUGAAUAUAAUAACCAAAAUAUAUAUAUCCAUAACGAUUUGAUUCAAAGGGUGAAUUCUAGGUCGAUAAUGAGUAUAUACAUUUGGGUUUUGAUUAUAUAACAAUAGCGGGUAAAAUUCAAAUCCGGCUAUGGAACAUGUGGCAACAGCGUCGGGAGUCAGCAGGAAUCGGCUGCCGCUCGAAAGAUCGGCGCAGGCGGCUCGACGGCAGGACGCGUCGCGUCGCCGCUAAAUCCGCUAUCGGUCGCUUCUUUCGCGCCGGCCGCAAUACAAGCGGCGCCCUCUUGCGUUUUCCUGCUGAAAUCUACGCAGAGCACAAGCGAGCGGCGGUAGCGAGCGGCUUGGCUUGGUUUGGCAACGUGCAGCAACAGCAGCAGUUGUGCGCGAAUGUGUCCGGGUGCCUCUCCUUUUGGCCCGAUGUUAACCUGACCCACCGCGACUGGGCAUAGCCGACGAACCAGGCUGGGGCGACCAACUAAACGCGGCCGAACAUAUUGGACCAAGCUGAAAAAAUUUCCGAACGGGUACGAUCUGAGCCUCCUCAUUUAUGAUAACUGCAGUAAGAAAUGGCUACGAUAGACGGCCGUCCCGCACAAUAUGGAAUAUCCCUGAAGCAACUCCGCGACCUCAUGGAACAUCGAGGUCGGGAAGGAGUCCAGAAAGUACAAGAUCUAGGUGGUGUACAAGAAAUAUGUAAGAAACUUUAUACAUCCCCAAGUGAAGGUCUUAGUGGGUCACAAGUAGAUUUAGAACAUAGAAAGGAAACAUUUGGUUCCAAUUCGAUACCCCCAAAGCCUCCAAAAACGUUUUUACAGUUAGUUUGGGAAGCUUUACAAGACAUAACAUUAAUUAUUUUAGAAGUAGCUGCAAUAGUUUCUUUGGGUCUUUCAUUCUAUCAACCAUCUGCAGAAGAAGAGGAAAGUGGAUUUAAUGAUGAUGAAACUAGCCACGGGUGGAUUGAAGGUCUCGCCAUUUUAAUUUCAGUUAUAGUUGUAGUGUUAGUGACAGCGUUUAACGAUUAUACUAAAGAAAGACAGUUCCGCGGAUUACAGAAUCGAAUAGAAGGUGAACACAAGUUUGCUGUCAUCCGAGCAGCCGAAGUUAAGCAAAUCUCUGUUAGUGACAUAGUUGUGGGGGAUAUUUGCCAAAUUAAAUAUGGUGAUCUUUUACCAGCUGAUGGUAUUCUUAUCCAGUCCAAUGAUCUAAAGGUGGAUGAAUCAUCUCUGACCGGUGAAUCGGACCAUGUCAAAAAAGGAGAACACUUCGAUCCAAUGGUUCUUUCAGGCACUCAUGUCAUGGAAGGGUCCGGUAAGAUAUUGGUUACAGCUGUUGGUGUGAACUCGCAAGCUGGCAUCAUCUUUACUCUUCUUGGUGCCGCCGUUGACCAACAAGAACAGGAAAUUAAGAAGAUGAAAAAGGAAGCUAAAAAGCAGCGGAAGAAGAAAAGUUUGACAGGCGACGAAGAAAAUGUAACUGGAAAUAGUCACAUGAACUCUCCUGCACCAGUAGCAAACAAGCUCGACAACGCGACAGACCAAGACGGUAAAGAGAACCACGUGAACAGUGCACCACCACCUGAAACCAGUCAUAAGAAGGAGAAGUCUGUAUUGCAAGCCAAAUUGACCAAACUGGCAAUCCAGAUCGGUUACGCUGGCUCCACCAUAGCCGUUCUUACUGUGGUUAUCUUGAUUAUUCAGUUCUGUGUCAAGACCUUUGUCAUCGACCAACUACCAUGGAAGAACACCUAUGCUAACCAGCUAGUGCGCCAUUUGAUCAUUGGUGUUACUGUUCUUGUUGUUGCUGUGCCUGAAGGUCUACCAUUGGCUGUAACCCUUUCUCUAGCUUAUAGUGUUAAGAAAAUGAUGAAAGAUAACAAUUUAGUAAGACAUUUGGAUGCCUGUGAAACUAUGGGCAACGCAACUGCCAUUUGUUCCGAUAAGACCGGUACUUUGACCACGAACAGAAUGACUGUCGUUCAAUCGUAUAUAUGUGAGCAAUUGUGUAAGACUAUCCCGAAGUUCAGCGAUAUCCCUGCGCACGUUGGCAAUUAUAUUAUACAGGGUAUUGCUGUCAACUGUGCUUAUACUUCCCGAGUUAUGCCUUCUGAAGAUCCAACUGAGCUGCCAAAGCAAGUUGGUAAUAAAACCGAAUGCGCUUUGUUAGGAUUUUCGUUAAAUCUAAAUAAAAACUAUCAAAAUGUCCGUGACGAUUAUCCGGAAGAAUCAUUUACCAGAGUAUAUACAUUUAAUUCGGUUAGGAAAUCCAUGAGUACUGUCAUUCCCCGCCAGGAGGGUGGGUUUAGGUUAUACACCAAGGGUGCUUCUGAAAUUAUUUUAAACAAGUGUGCCUUUAUAUAUGGUCAUGACGGCCGUUUGGAAAAAUUCACACGUGACAUGCAGGAAAGACUCUUGAAGCAAGUUAUCGAACCAAUGGCGUGUGAUGGUCUCAGAACAAUCUGUGUAGCUUUCAAAGAAUUUGUUCCUGGCAAAGCUGAAAUAAAUCAAGUUCAUGUUGAUAAUGAACCCAACUGGGAGGAGGAAGAUAACAUCGUGAGCAAUUUGACUUGCCUUUGCGUUGUCGGUAUUGAAGAUCCUGUCAGACCGGAAGUACCUGAUGCUAUCAAAAGAUGUCAAAAAGCUGGUAUUACAGUCAGAAUGGUUACUGGUGAUAAUAUCAAUACCGCAAGAUCCAUUGCUACUAAAUGUGGAAUUGUGAAGCCAAAUGAAGAUUUCCUCAUCCUCGAAGGCAAAGAAUUUAACAUGAGGAUUAGGGAUAGUGCUGGAGAGGUUCAACAACAUCUAUUGGACAAAGUUUGGCCUAAAUUACGAGUACUUGCUCGCUCAUCUCCCACAGACAAGUACAUUUUGGUCAAGGGUAUCAUUGACAGUACUGCUACUGAUAAUAGAGAAGUUGUUGCUGUAACUGGUGACGGUACAAACGAUGGCCCCGCUUUAAAGAAAGCAGAUGUUGGUUUUGCCAUGGGUAUCGCUGGUACGGAUGUUGCCAAAGAAGCUUCCGAUAUUAUUUUGACUGAUGACAACUUCAGCAGUAUUGUCAAAGCCGUCAUGUGGGGCAGAAAUGUCUAUGACAGUAUAGCUAAGUUCUUGCAGUUCCAACUGACUGUCAACGUUGUUGCUGUUAUUGUUGCUUUUAUUGGUGCUUGUGCUGUCCAAGACAGUCCUCUCAAGGCUGUACAAAUGUUGUGGGUAAACUUGAUUAUGGACACCUUGGCGUCUCUUGCGUUGGCUACUGAAUUGCCAACUAGUGAUUUGUUGCUUAGAAAACCUUACGGAAGGACAAAACCUUUGAUUUCUAGGACAAUGAUGAAGAAUAUUUUGGGCCAAGCUGUUUAUCAGCUGACUGUGAUCUUUUCUUUACUGUUUGUUGGUGAUAGGGUCUUGGAUAUUGAAUCAGGAAGAGGAGCAGAAAUUGGAUCAGGUCCUACUCAGCACUUUACCGUAAUUUUCAAUACAUUCGUCAUGAUGACCUUGUUCAAUGAAUUCAACGCGAGGAAGAUUCAUGGACAAAGGAAUAUUUUUGAAGGCAUUUUCACCAACCCCAUCUUCUACACAAUUUGGGUUGGUACUACUGCUUCACAAGUUGUCAUUAUCCAAUAUGGUGGAAUGGCCUUUUCAACAAAAGCUCUUACUCUUGAACAAUGGUGCUGGUGCCUCUUCUUUGGAAUUGGAACACUUCUUUGGGGCCAACUGGUUACCACUAUCCCCACCCGCAAGAUUCCUAAGAUUUUAUCAUGGGGACGUGGACAUCCAGAAGAAUACACUGAAGCUAUCACCAUUGGUGAAGAGAAGUUUGAUUCAGACUCUGAUAAGAAACCAAGAGCAGGUCAAAUCCUUUGGAUUCGAGGUCUAACUCGGUUACAAACGCAGCUGCGAGUAAUCAGAGCUUUCAAGUCUACCCUGGAGGACCUAGAAGAGCGCCGCUCGGUACAUAGUUUACACAGCUUACACAGUUUACGCAGUUCGCGCAGCCACACCGGCCCCUGGCCUCCGCGGCCACUAUCAGACAUCACUUACAUUGACGAAGAUCCGGCGAACCCGGCACAACGCCCUAAGGACGACCAGCGACCCGCCCCCUCCCCCAACACCUUGCGCCUACCAUCUCACAAUGCGCAGUACGCGCCCGCCCCUUCCGCGGACCUGCCUAAGCCAGUGCAUGAAACGCGCAUCUAGUGCUGUCGGUCCUGGCCGCAGCGGGCGCACGCGCAUUCGCGUCGGUUACAUGACCGCAUGCGCGUGCGUGCGCAAUCGCUUGACGCCUCUACUUGGUGAGUGCACUAUACCUAUUUGGAACGUACAUCUGAUUCCAUUUCGCCUAUAAUAAGCACCUGUCACCUCUUCGUACAUAUCUUUAUACUAGCUCAUUUUGAAAAAAAUCAAAUAAAAUAUCUUUGACAAUCAAGCAGGUCAACAGGAAUAAUUUUUAUUUUAUAAAAUUGUGUGUUUUUACAAAAUUUUAAUACGACACAUGCUAGCCUUUACUUACAGUGAGCAACUUAUCUUAUUUUGACAUAAUUGGUACACUAUGGCCAAAACUUCUGCAUCCUAUUCAUUUUUACCAGCUUUCACUGCCAGUGAAUGAUUUACUUAACCCAAGCCAAUAUAACCAAUUUUUAAACAUUUAAAAUAUAUUCGAAUGGGUCAAGUAAUUCCGGUAAGCGGUGCAAUUGUGUACUCUUAACAAGAAGCAAUGCCGCAAAAAAAAAAAAUUGAAAUAAACAUAAAUGUGUGCACCCCUCGUUUAGGCUUCCUGCGUUGUGGUCUGGGCCAUCUCAAGCUAAUAAUGGACUAGUGUGUUUUUGUUGUUAGCAAAUCCUUGUCCCUUCCAAUUAUUCCUAAUUUGAAAAAACCUCGUUCACCGAUUUUUUCCCUCUCCACCAUAGUCAAUAUACCAUACUUGGCCCCAAUCAGGUUUUAAUAAUACGAUUUUUGUUGCUUGCGUUAUUCGUCUUGGUGUCAUUGUUUUUAAGUUAUAAGUCACAAAUUGGUUGUGCAUUCGUUUCGUAUUCAAGAUUUUUGCUUUUUUGGGAUUAUGUUUAUUUAUUAUAUAUUUCUUUUUAUAGAGAGUUACUUUUUAUUUAUAAAAAUUAAAAUGGAGUAAUUUAAUUUAUACAAACAAGGAUUGGUUUAAGGAUAAACUGAUACUGUCCUACUGAACUCUUUUGAGGAUGAUAAAAAAUCGUAAUGUUAAACAUGUUUGGGUACUAUUCCGGUAUUUGAACUAGACCAUGUUAUUAGCUUAGCAAAGUAGACCAUUAUCUUUGACCGAAACCAUUACUACAUUGUAUUAUUUUGUACAUAUAAUUAUUUCGUCUUUUAUGUAGAACUAGCUGUAUGUAUAGCAUUUUAGAGUUAUUACUCUCAGGUUAGUGGUAAUGGAAAUAAAAUGAUAUUCUAUUUUUAAAGUUGUUUAACGCAUGCCAGUCCGCAGUAAUGUUAAUAAAAAAAGGAAAAAAAAUACGGCCAACAACAUGCAUAUAAUAUAAUCGCGUUAAAAAUGUCAAGUAUACCUCAAUCUUUGAAAUUAUUACAAUUUGUGGGAUUAUAAUACUUUGCUAAUUAUUGCCAAAAGAGUAAUUAAUUAUAUCUAUUAUGUGCUGCGCACAGCUGUGUGGGUCAGCAGGCUACAUUUACUUAAUCUCUCAAUAUUAUAGUUAUUAAAUUUAUAAGGAUCUUAAUCGUACAUACAUUUUACCUUUAAUUUUAUUUUUCUUCUCAUCAAAGGCUUGCCCUUUGAUACGACUUUAUUUGUUAUACAUACACCAAUGUUGUUUUUGGAUUUUUGAAAGAUAUAAAAUCAUGACUUUUCAAUUUAUAUUAGUACAUAUACAUAAUUUACACAUACUAUAUUUUAGUGUUAGUUUACUGCAAAUAAAGAUCUUCACUGGCUACAUAAUUAGUUUUUCUUUUGAGAUUUAAUAGACAGCAAUAAAACUAGUGCAGGCUCUCAUAUAAAAGAUUUAAAAGUAUUUCCCGUGGAAAGUUACUCGAAUAUUCAUGAUGCACUUUAUAGGAAAACACUGAUAAUGAUUUCUUAAUUUUGUAUUUGGGCGUUUUCACACCUACUAAUACGACACAGAAGAUUAUUUCUCUGAAUUUGUUUUCCGAAUAUACAGUUCUUAAGGCUGGUAUAAUUUGAUUCAGCAACUUAUGAGCAUACCCGGCACCAAAGUUUCCAUUCAGAUUAUCUCAACAACCAAAAUUCCAAUAGUGAGGAUCCAAAUUGGGACAGAAUGUAUAUUUUUAUAAUAUUUAGAGUUCUGAGUGUCGGUGUCAUUACAAGUGUGAAAUUGCCUUUUAAAAUUUCUAGCGAUAUUGGUUCGUAUAGCCUUAAUAAAAAUAUAAUACUCAUAGAUUUUAUAAAGCAACAAAAUUGCCUGUUUAAAAUUCAUUGAAAAGAGGAAAAUUGAGUUAACCAUGAAAUCUGUUGAUAUUUGGCAGUUCCUGGAGAAUAUGACUGUUCUGGCCUUUAUUGAGGGGGCUGCAUCUAUAUUAUAGUUCAAGGCUAAUGCCUUUUCUGAACGGUUUCGAGUCAGUUUUUGUACUAAACCUUGGAUAUUUUUAUGCCUUAGGUUUCAUAAUAUUUUAUCAACAAUGGAAACAAUUUUCAUAGAUUUUACAGGACAAUCCUGAUCCUGCAGGCAAUAAAAUAUUAACAUAAAUAUGAAAAUUACUUACCAACACAGAUAUUUUGUACAUGAUAAAAAUAUCAUAUUUAAUUUUUGAAUUAAACACCAUUCUCAAUCCAAAAACAACGUUCCAUUAUUGAAUAUUUAGAUUGUUAUGCGUAAUUCAUUGGGCCAGCAAUGUAUUUUUGCCUAACAUGAUAUUUAUUUACUUUAAAAGCAUAUUUAUGCUUUUUGCACUCCCUCCUUUUCCCCUAAACGUAAAAUGAUGUGAUUUUUUAGAAUUGUUUUAAUUUUUUAAUCCUGUGACUGGCUCAUCUAUAGAAGAAGUUUUAUAAUUGUGCAUAUUUACUUACUAUACUUAUUAAUUAGAUUAUUAUGAAACACAUAUUAAAAAAAAUGCUCUGUUCUUAAUAUUCGGCACUGAGCCCAAGCACAUGUUGGAGCUAUCGUGUGUCUAUACUCUUUGAAACACAUUUUUUAUAGAUCACAUCUACUUACCUAUAUUAUUGAGUAGUUCCACAUUUUCUUAAGAUUGCAAAAAAAAUUCAGCGACUACUGGGCUUUUCACUUUUCUUGUUAAUUUUUUAUUUUAUUUUAAUUAAAUCAAUAUACAGGAUGAAGUUUUCUUCAUUUGGUUUUAUUUCUUUAUAACCUCAACCCUAUGAACUUCCAUUUUGUUUUAAUUUAGCUUUGUUUUUAUAGCAACAAUUUUUUAGUUCUUAUGUUUGUAUUUUUGGGACCAUCGUUUAAGUAUUGGUUUUUGAAUCAAAUAAUAAUAAUGUAUAAAAAUGGUCCGUAGUUAUUUGUUGCAUUAAAUGUGACAUCUGGUUAUACAAUAGGAAGGUAUCAUUGUGUAAAUAUUAAAUAUCUGUGUUCUUACUUGCAUGUUUCCCAAUUUUAUUUUAUGCCAAAAUAAUUUGUUACAACUCUAAAAUCGUCAUGAUAUAAUCAAAAAAAUAAAAAAUUUGUUAAUAUUUUAGCAUAAUUUUAUAUUUUAUUAUGCAGGUUUCAAGUAACACUAUUUGUUUGAUAAUUAUUUUCGCGAUUGGUGCGGGGUUGUAAAGAAAUAAGAUCGUUUGGUUUGGUAAGGUGCAUUUUGUCUCGAAAAUAGUAAUAUCCUAAAGCUUCGUACAGACCUGGGGUCGUAUUUUCGAAUAUUCUCGCAUACGAAAUUUGAUACGAUUUCGAAUGCUCCCGAUUUAAUUUACAUUGCUGUUAGUCAAAUUUCGUGUACGAAUGUACUCGAAUAAAUUCGAAAAUACGACCCCUGAACGUUACGCCGAACAACACACAGAACAACGAACCGAACAACGAACGAGCAUUAAUGUGGAUGGGGCUACAAACGCGUUUGCAAACAGGUUCGCAAAUCCUGGCCGUUCGUAGCCCCGUCCAAACUAGCGUUUCAAUCGUCGUUCGUUUUUGUUGUUCGGCGUAAUGUUCAGGUCUGUACGAAGCUUUAUAUCAGCCUUAACCUGUUAAAUAUACCUACCUUUUUAUGUCCAAGUACUUAUGUUAUGUUGCUUAUUUUAUUAUUACAUGUAUUAUACUUUAACAGGAAUUUUCUACUUGGAAAAUUAUUAAUAAUAAGCAGAAAAUUAAACUUUGGAAUUAUCAGAAAUAAGGUUUUAUGAAUUAGAAAAUUUUCAGGACAAACUAUGUAGGCUUAACCAAAACUAUCAUACCUGUAUAUAUAAAAAUGCGCUGUUUUUUUACAAACUUCUCCCAGGUUUUUUACUAGUAGAGUCUAUUAUUCUAUGCACUAUCUUCAUUGUUUUGUGUCUUCACUGUGUGUGGGAUCUUUCUUUAAUGUUGCCCUUUGUUACUUCUUGAAGGUGAUAGGUGGUGAAUUACAAGAACGUUUGAUUCCGGUUCCAUACAGCAAGAGCUCAACUGACCAAGCUGUGGGGCAAAAUCAAAUCCGAGUAGUUAAUGCUUUCCGACAGGGCCUAGACGCUCGAUACGGCGAGCACAGCAAUGCUUCCCUAGCCGAGGUGCUCCGAAAACAAACUUCCCUCUCUAAGAGGUUGUCGCAAGCUUCUUCCAUAGAAUAUGCUGACAACAUCCCCGACGAAUUGACUAUUCCGGAAAUCGAUGUGGAACGACUGUCAUCUCACAGCCAUACAGAGACGGCAGUCUAGCCGUCAUUUAGUAAGCUGCGUAGCUCCACUCGUACCUUACGAUGUUAAAUUCGACGUCAAAAAGCGCGCGAUUCGCCUGCCGCGAACUGUAAGCUGCCGGUUCUGUAGUGCCGUUCCCCCGGCGGACGCAGUCACGGGACUUAUUAUUAGUUCGGCGGUAGCCGGUAGCAGUCCGUAAACUCACAUGAUACGAUACCACUCUGCGACCUUAUAACACUUAUCGUCAUUCCACCUCUUAUGAUCGCCUCCUGGCUCUGAUAAGACAUACAAGGAUGGCCAACUGCUUAUUUGGUUGUACAUUGGUAUCGUACUUCACCUCAAAGCCUAUUCUUAUGCAGUCGCCACCGAGCUAAAAGCAAUAAGUGGGGAUAGACCGCCCCUAUCAGGUGCCUAUGCGGCGGUAGUGGGGUACCGCACCCCGUGCCAUCUUACAGCCUUUCGCGGAAACUUUUUCUUACCCAACAGAAGCAUUUGGUCGUCCUGUAAAGGGAGACGUUCUCGGUAUUCGAAUCCAUCGGAACGCCGAGUCCGACCGCCACCAUUCUGCCAAACACGGAGGGAGGCGGUAAUUUUUUUUUUGCGCACCUACGACGUUCCUGAUCGUCUUGAUUCGUUCACGAUCCCACCUUUUUGCUCGAUACUCGUAUUAGAUUAUACCAAAAACAUUUUAAACUUUACUUAGCCCUACGCGAUACUUUAUCUACACUAACGAUUUAAGCAACCAAUAUUUUGCGCCUUUGCCUGAGGUAAGUCAUAUUUCAAAGUUUGACAUUGACAGUUUCCGAUAUAUUUUUAAAAUCCGCUUGGUACAAAAAUUAUUCUUUGUAUCUAUUUCUUCUGCUCUUCAUUUCUGGCCAUAAUGCCGAACUACCUUGUGAUUUAUCUACCACUAUGGUAGAAAAUAUGACACCAAUUGGAUAACAACAAAGAUUAUUUACUAGGAGUAGUCAGGAUGAAACUUGAUCUCAAUAGAUGAUAAAAUACUAGGUACCUAAAUCAAAAAACUUUGGCCCAGAAAAUUGAUAUCCAUUUUGUGUCUAUGCGAUUAUAAUAAUAAUAAUAAUAAUAAUAAUAAUAAUAAUAAUAAUAAUAAUAAUAAUAAUAAUAAAUGCCUUUAUUUAUUAAUUUGAACUAAGUUACAGGUAAGUAAAAAAAAAAAUCAACAUUGUUGAUGGCUGAUGACAUGGCGCGCAGUCUAGCCACACGGCCACGAAAAUAUCAUUUUAGGUACUAAUCAAAAUAUAAAAAUAAUUUAUAAUUUUCGAUUUUUUAGACAAAUUACGUAUCACCACAAGUAGACCAUAAGAGAUACUUGAAUGUGAAUUUUUGAAUUGUUUUCAACAACUUUAAUGUGAUAAAUUAAAACUAAACUUUUUUUUUUUGAAACAUCAAACGUUAUUCGAAAUGAGUGGUAAAACCCGGACACUUGAUAGGAUGUUGAAGCGCAUUUCGGAUUUUUCUGAAUUAAUGUUGUACUGUAAUAUAGGAUUUGUAAAUAUUCUGAGAUAAAUAGGUUGGUGUUAGGUUAUUCUAAAUUAAUAUCGCAACAAAUUUUUGUGAAAUGCAGCCUUCCUGUUCAUAUAAACUUACUUUUUCUAGUAUUUAGAUAAUGAAAGAUCCAUCAUAAUUACCUAUAAUAAUUUGAAUAUUUAGAGUAGCGGCAAAGAGUUUAAUCAUUUUCAACACAAAAGUUAUUGCAAAUUUUGAAUGUAGUCACUAAAAAUAAUCCAUCCAUUAAUCUAAAUAAUAAAAAUAAAAAUUAUUUGUGUACCUAUGCAUCUGUUAGUAUAGCUAAAACCACAGCCUUCCCUAUAUUAAUUAACAUAUACCGUGUUAUCAACUCAGUAUAAACAUUAUUACUUAGGUGAAAGUGGUAGAUGGAAAUUGUUUAAUUUUCACUUAAAUUAUUUUGUCUUUAAUAUUUUAAUUACUGUGGUAUUUUAACACGAUUCUCAGAAUAUUAUUGUUCGAACAUUUUAUCAAACUUAUGUUUUUUUGUUAGAUGACACUGUACUGUAAUUGUGUUCUAGUUUUAAAUUUUGAUAGUUUUUCAUUGAUCAAAAAGUAUAAGCGUGAAAUAUUAAAGGCAAUCGUUUCUGUGUUUAGAUUAUUCUAAGAUUAAGCACUAACAGGUAGAGCGUAGAAUAAAAUAGCAGUUGGGAUAAGGCUUUUAGAAAAGGGAUUGAUUCAUAAAAUACAUACGAAAGCUUCGUUCAAUAAUAUAUGUACGUUUGAUAGUAUCGAAGUAUUUAAUUUAAAAAAAAAGUCUUGUUGAGUAGAAAUAUAUUUCUAAAUUUUGAAGUAUGUAUAGCAAAAUGCUGGGAUCGAUGAACAAUCUGUAACAUAUGUAAUUUUAUAACUAGUGGCAAUUGUUUGUUAAAUCACCCGUUAUGGUCUCUCCCCGGUUGAAAUUUAUUAUUACCUAGGUCUAAAAAAUAUUAUACAGUUAUGUAGAUAGAUUAGAAUAGAUUAUUAAAAAUUGAGAUUUAAGAUUCGCGACUAGCUUGGUUGUCGCAUUCAAGUUAGACAUGGCAACCCAGCUUGUCGCUUAGGCUCUGCUGCUGAUGCUUAUAAACUUAAUGGUUUUGUAUUUUAUACUAACUCUUUAUUUUGUUUGUAGAAAUCCGUUUUAUUUGUAAUAUACAUAGGAUUAACAUAAAUAUAAAGCUGUGUCUACUGGCAAGCCCGCCACGCGACUUGGUAGUGACGCUUUAGCAGAACAUUCUUAGUCAAGCGCUUUUUCAACAUUUUUUUUUUUUAUUGUAAGUUUUUAUUAUUUUGUUCUUGUUUAUUUAGUAGGUUUUUAAGUUAUUUUAUGAAAUAUAUUUUGUUAGGAAAACAAAUUAUAAACUAUUAACUACCAAUCACAGAAAUUCCAAAUAAAAAGUGUAUUAAAGGACCAAAAAUGUCUUUAUUUGAUUUAUUUAUAUGUUUUCAGCGCUGAUUGGUAAAAAAAUAGAUUUUUUUUCAUCACUGAAAUGAAUAGAUAAUUUUUGGUAAACAUAUGCCAGUAGGUUUUACAAUGUGGAUCAUGAUCUGAAGUUCAAUUUUAUAGGUUAUCCAUAUCCAUCGUCAACGGUGUUGAUUCUUUAUGCAAACUUUUCAGUGAACUUCCUUUUCCGAGAAUUGCACUACUCUAUCAUUAAUUCCGUUGCUACAUACUUCCAAUUUCCUGAUGGAUCAGAGCUCAAAACACUUGAAUUGCUGUUUGUUAUGAUCUUUCACAUCAGUUAUUCUACCACCCUGGGGCAUUUUCAGACUAAAAAAAAAUGUUUCAGCCAUGAGCUUCUAAAUUAAAUUGGAUUACCGACUGCCUUCGGCUUUCCAGAUAUAUAUAGGUAUAUUUUUUAAAAUGCAAAAGUAAUGUCCUAUUUUUUUCCCACUUUUCUAGGGACCAACACUUUCUUAUCGCGUCUUAUGACUUUCCACAAAAAAAAAACUUGUAAUCUCCAAAAUAUUGGGCUUCUAUUCUAAAACAAUUUUUUUUUCAAUGAACAAUAUUAUAAUGUUGACUUUUUUGAAAUUUCAAAAUUCCAGCUAAGAAAUUUGACAUCAGAUUCGUAAUUAGCUGGCAAAAAUAAUGAAAACUAUCAAUGAAACAAGUAUUUAUUGCCAUAUUUCCAAAAUUGAUUCUGAAAUAAACAUGGGAUAAAAUUGCUUUCACAUUCCUCCCUAGUUUUUUUGUUCUAUUUUGUAGGUGGAACAAGAACAUUUAUCAUUUUGAAUAUUAUUUCAAUACAAUUUUUAUUCAUUUAGGUACUUUAUUUCUUUCCCUCAAAUUUUUAUUCUGAUGUCCAAGCCCAGUUCUGCCUUAAAAGAUUAAGGAUGUUCUGCGAACCUACCUUAUCCUACCUGUAUUGUCGCAAUUGUUAAGGUAGAUAUGUGAUAGAUAUAGAGUGAUAAACGCGUUUUUUUCUAGAAUAUACGUGUCUGACGGAACAGCCUGAACACCGCGGCUUGUUACACGCACAUUUUAUACCCACACUCCGUAUCGGAAUAAGUUUCUCUUCAUUUAGACAGGAAACAAGGGGUGUUUUUUGGUAACCAGAAGUGACCUCUUCUUCCUGACAAAUAAGUACAGUAUUUUAGCUCGUGUAUAUCUCCAUAUUAGAUGAUCAUUUUAUAUCGAUUUAUUUAUCUACCAUUUUUUUAAAUCUAAAAUUAAUUCUUAACGGCAUUUUUGCUGUCACAGCUGAUAUAUCUAAAGUUGUAUUGUAGGUAUUGCACUGAAAUAGUUACAAGUGCGGUAUAACCAAUUAUAUUCACUAGCGUGGAAUAGUUCCAGAAUAGGUCUUAGACAGAUUCUUGAAGCCACAAGGAGUGUAAUAGAAAUGCAUUAGCGCACGUGUAACGUACAUCAUUUUAUCUACGACCGUUGAUAAGAUUUUUGACAAAACAAUUAGCGAGCAGUUUUCAUCAUGCCAAAAACAAUUUUGUAUCAAACAAUACCUAAAUGAGUUCAUUGCAUCACAUAAUGAAUCUUAUCAUUAAGUAACUCAAAUUACCCAAGUUGUGAUGAUGUACCUAAUAAGCGUCGUAGAUAAAGUAUAUUUAUUUGCUAGGGUCCACUAAAUUAUUAUAUUUUAUAGCUUAAUAAGGAACUUGACGCUUAAAUACUGUAUGGCUUGUUUGUAGUGGAGUAAUUUUUGAUGAAUAGACUAAAGCUUAUUUUCUAGUCUAUAAAGACGAUGAUCAGCGACAAUCCCCAAAAAAUUCCCGGGACAAAAACGAAAUAAAUGAAUUCACUUUUACGGCCUAUAGUAAUGGCGUUGGUUUUUAUUUCGGGAAAUUCGUUGUGGCGUCACAACAGGAGUAUCGCUGAUUAUCACGGAAAGAAAGCUGCGCUCCCUACUCACCCUCUCGUGCGCAGGUUUCUUUCUGCUACCAGUAAGCAGUAGUCUAGUCUAAGUUAUUUUCGUCUCAGUGCCGUGACUCGUAAGUGACUUGGAGAAUGCCGAGGAUAAAAUUUGAAAAAAAACUUGUCAUUCGGCGCAGGAAGUCGGUGUGCAAUCGCGCUGGAUCCAAUAGGACAUACCUCACCACCAAUUGAAUAAGAUAAUAUAGUACAAUUAUUCCAAGAUUAAUUUUCCUGAACCUCAUGUUUUACUAGGAAAUAGUUAUUGAUGGGGUGUUAGUAUAUAUUGUAUAAUGAGCAACCAUAUGGCAUGUUAUUAUAAUUGUAUAUUAUUGAACUCAAGUGUCGGUUGAACCGGGUUGUUUUUUUUUUUCUGUGUACCUAUCGCACAGACUCUCCAUCAUCUCGGACGCGGCACGUUUUGCUACAUAAAAAUACAAACCAAAUCUCCUAUAUUUAUUAAUGCCAAAUAUUUGUGAAGUGGCAUUUCAGUUGAAUGUUGUUAUUUGUAAUUUAAUGGUAAAUAUGAAAUCGUUAAUUUGUUAUAAUUGUUAUUUUAUAAUAUAAACUGAUUUGUAUAAAGCUACAACCUCCCUAUAGUCCGGUUUUGGCCAUUCAAAAAAAUCAAUGGCCAUCGCGCGGACUUUGGGUUAAAAAUCGGAAAUGAUUAGUUAUAGUCGCAAGUGUGCGACUUGACUCGUCUACCUACUAUAUAUAUUAUAACUUAUUGUCUGUCUUAUUACGAUGUGCUUUUAUUUAUAAAAUAAAAGGUCAUGAGCUUUAAAUUAAUGGGAGGUAAAUAAUAAUUGAACCUAAUAUCUAAGGUGUUAAUGUUCCAUUUCAGGAUCAAAUAUAAUAUUUUUGUGAAAAAAAAAAGCUUUUUUAUUCCUUGUUACGUUUGUUAAAUUUUGCCCUGAAAUUGUAAAGUUAGUUCACAAUAACUGUAAUAUAAUUUAAGAAGAUUAAAAAGUGCUACAAAUAUUUUCAUAAAAAUAAACGUUAAAUCUUCAUUAAAAUAUAAUCACGCAUAUAAUAAGAUAACUGAAUUUUAUUUAACUACCUAGCCUCUAUGUAAUUUUAUCUAUCCCAAAAAAAAACUGCAUAAUAUGCUUAGCUUAUACCUAGUGGUUCUUAUAUAGUUAUAUAGUAUACAUAAUAUAUAGGUACUUAAAAAUUCUUUAAAUAUAGAACUUAUAUUGUAUAAUACUACAAUUAUUAUAUUUAAUUAUAAAAUGCAUAAAAUUUUUCAAUUUAUAGGUUUUAAAAACAGCACCCUAUACUGUCGUGCUAUGAUUGUUCUCUACUGUUUCUCUUUGCUGUCUGAUCCGGUCUGGAUCCAGACACCUCGGUCACUCUUAGGACGACUGAAUAGACACUGUAUUUGUUGAAUAAAUAAUUUAAAUAUAACUUAAUUCAUACCAAAAUAGAGAUCAUUACAGUAAACUACCUAUCUAAAAAUAUAUUGUAUAAAUUUACUGCAAUCCGUUUUCUGGGACCGGCGCUGCGCGUCCGUUGCCCAGAUUUUGAGAGUGGUUUUGAUAUUUUUGUAAAAAUUGAUGGGUCUUCUUACGCCGAAGAAAUAUAUGACAAAGUAUUGUUUUUUAA